UGGCUCCGCCCACAGUGGCGUCAUCACGGCCGUUAUUGCGCUCAGGCGUCUCGGCGCGCGAUUUAAAACCAACUCUGGAGACGCGGAGGAGAAGAUGGGACCUCCCUGCCCCGCCACAAUGAAGAACUCUCCUUCAGGGACCCGUGGAUGCCACCACAGUACCUCCUCACCUUCAGAGCAGGUGUUCUCCAUGGCCCUGCCCAGGAAGGCCCCUCUCAGUACUCCUGGCACCCCAGUCCUUGAAGACUUUCCUCAGAAUGACGACGAGAAGGAGCGGCUGCAGCGGAGGCGCUCCAGGGUCUUUGACCUGCAGUUCAGCACAGACUCGCCUCAUUUGCUGGCCUCCCCCUCCAGUAGGAAUGUUGAUGUUUCAGCUACGAUUCCUAAGUUUACAAACACACAGAUUACUGAGCAUUACUCCACCUGUAUCAAACUGUCUGCUGAAAAUAAAAUCACCACCAAGAACGCUUUUGGCUUGCACUUGAUUGAUUUUAUGUCAGAGAUUCUUAAACAGAAAGAUGCCGAACCGACCAACUUUAAAGUGGCUGCUGGCACUCUGGAUGCCAGCACCAAGAUCUAUGCUGUGCGCGUAGAUGCCGUCCAUGCUGAUGUAUACAAAGUCCUUGGUGGGCUGGGCAAGGAUGCACCAUCUCCGGAAGAAGAAGAGGGCCAUGGUGCAGAUGGAAGUGCAACCGAAACAGGAACAACCAAGAAGGCUCCAAAGCCAAGGAAGAAGCACUUGUACAAAACCAUCGAGCAGAAUAUAAACAACCUCAAUGUCUCCGAAGCAGAUCGAAAGUGUGAGAUCGAUCCCAUGUUCCAGAAGACGGCAGCCUCGUUUGAUGAGUGCAGUACAGCAGGGGUGUUUCUCUCCACCCUCCACUGCCACGACUAUAGAAGUGAGCUGCUCUUUCCCUCCGAUGUCCAGACUCUCUCCACUGGAGAACCUCUUGACUUGCCGGAUUUAGGUUGGGUGGAAAUGACCGAUUUAAAAGCGCCCCUGCAGCAGUGUGUGGAAGAUCGCCAGAUCUGCCCUUCCCUGGCGGGGUUCCAGUUCACUAAAUGGGACAGUGAAACGCAUAAUGAGUCGGUGUCGGCCCUGAUGGACAAGUUUAAGAAGAACGAUCAGGUGUUUGACAUCAAUGCCGAGGUGGAGGAGAGCGACUGCGGGGACUUCCCUGUUGGGGCCUUGGAGGACGACUUUGAUGCCAAUGAUGACCCGGACCACACCGCAGCUGGGGACCACACCGCAGCUGGGGACCACACCAAGUUCGGGAGCUGGAAGGAGCCCUGCCACGUUCAGAGCUGCCAAGAAGAAAUGACUCCCCUCGGGGAUGGAGACAUUUGGAGCUUGUGUCCCCUUCUAUCCAUGAAACCUGGAGAGUAUUCCUACUUUAGCCCCCGAACCAUGUCGAUGUGGGCUGGCCCGGAUCACUGGCGCUUUAGACUCCGGCACAAACAAGAUACUACCUCGCAAUCAGAGAACAGAAAGAAGAGCACAAAGAAGGAUUUUGAAAUCGACUUUGACGAUGAUAUUGACUUUGAUGUAUAUUUUCGAAAAACAAAGGCUGCUACUGUUCUGACCAAGUCCACUUUGGAGAACCAGAAUUGGAGAGCCACAACUCUCCCUACAGAUUUCCACUAUGAGACUGAAAAUCUUGUCCAGCUGCAUCUCAAACCAGGCACCAGGUUACUUAAGAUGGCCCAAGGCCAGAGGGCAGGGACCGAGCACUGUGAAGAAAUUGAAGACUAUGAUUACAACAACCCUAAUGACACCUCCAACUUUUGCCCUGGAUUACAGGCUGCUGACAGUGAUUAUGAAGAGUCAGAUGACUUAUUUGUGGGACCAGCUGGGACCUUUGACCAUUCUGGCCAUCCCCCUACGGCAACACAAGACAACGAUGACGCGCCUGAUGUCCAAGGAUUAGAUAUCACCACUUACGGGGAGUCAAAUCUGGUAGCUGAGCCCCAGAAGGUAAAUAAAAUUGAAAUUCAGUAUGCUAAGGCUGCCAAAAAGAUGGACAUGAAGAAGUUGAAGCAGAGCAUGUGGAGUUUGCUGACGGAGAUCCCCAAGCAGGCGGAUGCAGAGGCAAACCACAGAGAAAAUGGAGAAGCAGGGGACCCAGUACAGGUGGCUGACAAGAAGCUCAGUGGGCUCACAAAGGACCUGCAGAAGAGCCUGCCUCCCCUUAUGGCUCAGAACCUCUCCAUACCUCUGGCCUUUGCGUGUCUCCUACAUUUAGCCAAUGAAAAGGCCUGCCUGCUCCCGGUUUUUCACUCCCAUCUGGACUCGUCGUCUACCGCUCUGGUAACGAGCUCCCCCGCAGCUGUCGCCUGGGAGGUGAGGUUUGUGCUUUCCGUCUUUAGCAGGAGAGGAAGGUGCGCCACCACACCAUGCCGACCUCCAGCGCCAGGCAAGGGAGUGAUGGUCCUGGUGCAGUUAGUCUUCCGUGUGAGGAAGGGCUUCUGACGGCUGUUUAGUCCUGAGGGGACGGUUGCCUGGGGCUGGUGGAGGAUCCAGGGGAUGGGAGGCUCGGGGAGGGAGUGGGAGCAGGGAAAAGGCCUGUGCAGGGAUGGGAGGGAGAGCGUGGCCGUCAUGGCCAUCGCCAAGGGUUGAGGUUCCCGAGCAGUGAGGGAAGGGCCUGGAGAAGGUCAUGCAUGGCAGGGCUGACACACGUGUGCCAUGGCCCCUGGUGGCCUCCCUAUCACUUCCCACAGCUCCUUCCAGGGCCGAGAGCUUAGCUCUUAGACCGUUGACGGAGAUUGUUCCAGAAAUCAGAGCAGGCUUGCUUUUUUCCCCCUGCAGUUGGCAAGGAUUUGGAACCAGCUUUUUCAUGCAGAUUAUAUUUGCUGUGAAAGUUUUACUUAUAGUCAUGGGACAAACCUCGUUCUUUGUAGUCACCACCUUGUUACCUCAGAGUUUGUCUUCUGAUUCUUGUAUCCUGUGGAUACCAAAGUUCAUGUGUGUUUGAUCUUCCUUCAGAAUCUAAAGCUGGAAGGAACUGAGGAUCUUUCAGAUGUUCUGGUGCGGCAGGGGGAUUGAGUCCGCGGGGAGAGAAGCCCUUGCUUCCUCAGUGACCAGGAUGCCUGCACUUGGUGCUUCAGUGCCGUGGGCUGGUGGCAAGGCUGCGGCUGACUGCGCUGUGUGUCUGCUGCUCUUCCCUUCUCUCCUUCACUGUCUGGGAACCAGCUGCCUGACGCUCUGUCCUUGAUUAAAGUUUUCUGUUCUGUGGUGACCACCUAGGAGGGAGGAAAGGGUCCUUACUAUCCUUGAUUAGGCAACUGUGUCCAUUCUCUGUAUCCAUGUAUAGUUUGUCUCCUAAAUUGCUCUGUUUCCAUACUUUAUUCUUGUAGAAAAGAAUUUCCCAGUAGGCACUUGUCCUUUAACAGCUACCAAAUCCAUGUGUAUAAAAUACAUCAUAAGUGUGCUUAUAAAUGUUUAUAUAAUGCUUAAAAAUAAAAUCA
This is a messenger RNA of Balaenoptera musculus (blue whale), 3465 nucleotides long. It is a transcript of the gene NCAPH, whose product is annotated as non-SMC condensin I complex subunit H. Gene Ontology annotation, biological process: mitotic chromosome condensation. The transcript is spliced from 18 exons. Lineage: Eukaryota; Metazoa; Chordata; Mammalia; Artiodactyla; Balaenopteridae. Bases 95 to 2470 code for a protein of 791 amino acids. Gene Ontology annotation, molecular function: chromatin binding. The record is from RefSeq and is a predicted model, not a curated record. Gene Ontology annotation, cellular component: condensin complex.